This is a messenger RNA of Acanthochromis polyacanthus (spiny chromis), 2821 nucleotides long. It is a transcript of the gene anks4b, whose product is annotated as ankyrin repeat and sterile alpha motif domain containing 4B. Gene Ontology annotation, molecular function: protein binding. The record is from RefSeq and is a predicted model, not a curated record. NCBI's taxonomy places the organism in Eukaryota, Metazoa, Chordata, Actinopteri, Pomacentridae. The transcript is spliced from 2 exons. Bases 490 to 1788 code for a protein of 432 amino acids.
AAGCAUUUUAAUUUGCAUGUUGCUGUCGAUAAUGUAAGACAGAAUAAAUACUCUUAAACAACAAACCAUUGUUCAUUCCAGGUUAUACAGGAAACCCCAGAAGGAGAAAUCAGUAUAUUUUAAUAUAUUUAAGUUUUAAAAGUACAAACAUUCAUUAGUUCUUUUUUAAUGUAAUGGGUUCUUGAUAAACAGUACUUUUUCCUUUAUAUUGAAUUGUAAUAAUACUUGUAUGUGAGUAUUUUUCUAAAAGGAGAAGUAUAAGUACUCUAAAUGAGCAGAAAAGGCCUCAGUGUUGUGUUUUUUUCUCUCUAAGCUCUGAGGGCCUGGAGAUGAUGAGCUGUUUGAGGAAGUGAACUGGACUUUGCUUUUGUUUUAUGGCUCAGUGACGCCCAGUGAUCACUUUGUUUGCUCGGCUCUGCUCAUCCGACGGGGUGACGCAGAAAAAGAAAGUGGCACAUUUAGUUUGCAGCUUUUCUGUUCUUCUCAGAGAUGUCGAGGUACCACAAAGCGGCCAUCGACGGCUACCUGGACCUCCUGAAGGAGGCCACGAGGAAGGACCUGAACACUGCCGAUGAGGACGGCAUGACUCCCACCUUACUGGCUGCUUUCCACGGACACAUCGAUGCUCUUCAGCUCAUCUGCAGCAGAGAUGGAGAUCCCAACCGGAGUGACAUCUGGGGUAACACACCGCUGCACCACGCAGCAGCCAGUGGCCACAUGCACAUUGUCAGCUUCCUGGUCAACUUUGGGGCCAACCUGUUCUCACUGGACAAUGACUUCCACACGCCCAUGGACGUGGCGGCUUCUCGGGACCACAUGGACUGUGUGCGCUUUCUGGAUGAUGCCGCCUCCAGGCAGACCAACCAAAACCCCAAAAAGGUGGCCAACCUUAAGAAGGAGGCCGAAGCAGAGGCGAAAAAACGAGUGAAACUCUGUGAGAAGGUGAAGAAGAGACACCAGACCAAGAUGGACAAACAGCAGCGUGGAUCGGGCAGCAUCAGGUCGACUUCGGAGGCCAGCGUGGCGUCGUCUUUCUCGGAUGGCGGCACCAUGACCAGCGUCAACGAGCAGUUCUCCAAGCUGAUCGCUGCAGAAAAGUCCGGCUCUCUGACGGCCAGGGUUAAAGGAACCCUGCAGAAGAGGCUCGGGAUAAAGGACAAGAACACGCUGCAGAGGUCAGCAGGAGACGGGAACGUUAUCUUCCUCAAACAGGACAACGGAAAGUCCGGCAACCCUGAGUUUCUAGGAGUCUUCAGCGAGCAAGAUGAGGAAAUGUCAGAUGAAGACAGGAUAGAAGACUAUGAUGAAGUCAACGGCAACGAAGAGGGCGGCCAAAUCAAGCAGUCCAUCUUCAACCGGCCCGGCCUCGGAGGUCUGAUGUUCAUGAAGAAGAUGGGGCUGGAGUCGGACGACAUCCCCAGAGGUAACAACGAGAGUCUCGGAUACCUCGUUCAGAACGAGCUGAUAGACCCAGACGAAGACGCUGCCGGCUUCUUUGGUGCCGAAGACGCCGAGCUGCCCUGGGAGCAGGAAGACCUGGGCCUGGACGACGACGAAGACGAGGAAACGUCUCCUCUGAAUGUGUUCCUGUCCAGCAUCUCGCUGCCAGAGUUCGCUAUGGCCUUCAGCAGGGAGCACCUGGACCUGGAGGCCCUCAUGCUCUGCUCCGACGACGACCUGAAAGGGAUCCGCAUCCAGCUGGGACCCAGGAAGAAGAUCCUGGAGGCUGUAGCUCGCAGAAAAAACGCUCUGGAGACUCCUGGAACCAUCAAGGACACCAUCUUGUGAUCACACUGAAAACAGUUAUUUAAAAUCCAGUCUGAAACCUGAAAGUGGUCUGUUAAAACCAUUUCCCAACAACAAAUCCUGCUUUUUACAGUGAUCCUACUUUGACUCUUUGGAUAUUAAAUAAGAUUGUGGAAUACUCAACUACACCUUGGUGUUUUAAAAAGAGAAUAACUGAUGAGCACAACCAUGAUCUUAAAUCAUAACAGGACUUUAAUGUAGACAGAAACAAGAGAUGUUCUGCUGAUUGUUUCUCUCCAUAAAUGAGAUAAUGGUGGCUGAUUCGGUUGUUCUGUUCUAUGUUUUUGACCGUUCACUGCAUACUUGUCAAACAAAUAAAACGCACGUACAAGGUAAUGUCUUCGGUUUAAUAUUCUGUCUGUAUUUCCUUUGGGACAGAGAGAUAAUAGCUAUGAAAUUAAAUCUCCAGCUUAGCGUUUGAACUCGAAAAAUGUGCCGAGAAGCUGCAGUUUCAGUUGUAUUUAACACAAGCUUUAUCAUAGAUCUGUAGUAUUUUGUUUUAUUUGUCACAUGCUCAUGUAGUCUGUGCAGUGAAAUGUAAAGCUGUGCAAUAGCAAUCAGAUAUUAUCAAAAAACAAGAAAUAUUUUUAAAAGACUGCAGAAAAUUGGAAAUAAAGUCACAAUGUCGUAAAUAAUGAGGCAGAGAUCUUAAGCUAAAGUGCAGUGUAUGUUGUGCAAGAGUACAGUUAGAAUAGAAUAGAAUAGAAUAGAAUAGAAUAGAAUAGAAUAGAACAGAACAGAACAGAAUAGAAUAGAAUAGAAUAGAAUAGAAUAGAAUAGAAUAGAAUAGAAUAGAAUAGAAUAGAAUAGAGCAAUGUAAUCUAAAAUAACCUAAAUUCAGUUUAAUAUAGAGACUGUUUUCAUUGAAGUGCCAGCAUUAAUUUAGGGUGUUUUAAUCUCUGUUUGAACACUCGUGUGUCCUUUUGUGUAUAUGUACUGUCUAUUUGUUAUCUUUCUUCCUGCUGGGGCCUCUUGCCUGGUCAUCGUUGUAAAUGAUAAGUUGUUCUCAACUGAU